Messenger RNA from Girardinichthys multiradiatus, 4057 nucleotides. Its product is annotated as rho GTPase-activating protein 12-like. Gene Ontology annotation, biological process: signal transduction; regulation of GTPase activity. NCBI's taxonomy places the organism in Eukaryota, Metazoa, Chordata, Actinopteri, Cyprinodontiformes, Goodeidae. Gene Ontology annotation, molecular function: protein binding. The record is from RefSeq and is a predicted model, not a curated record. The transcript has 20 exons. Gene Ontology annotation, cellular component: cytoplasm. The coding region runs from base 372 to 3023 and encodes 883 amino acids.
UCUUUGCUGAAAGGUGGGUGCCGAAGUUGUCAGGGGCAGGCGAGAGUCCACGGGAACGAGAACUGUCGUGGAUUACCACACACACACACACCGAGGAGGGAAGGACGGGACAGACGGGAUUGUCCGAGAAACUUAAAAGAAAACAAUCUUUCAGCUGGACACAUUUCAGCUCCACGGGAAAAGUUUCCUGGGAUUUACCUUCGCAGAGGAGCGCCGGAGUUCACCGUCCUCUGCCUGAGGACUCACAAGCAGAGACACGUUCAGUAAAACGUCUACACAGCUGGGCCAAAAGAGUCAGUUCUGCUGCUGAGCCAUGGUUAUAAAUCUUCCCCGCUUAUACUGAGCUGCCUUGUGGGACAGUCAGAGGCGUCAUGGCGGAGCUGCAUAUAGCCCCGGGCCAGGUCUACAUCGAGGUGGUUUACGACUAUGAGUACAAGUCCAAGGACCGUUUCAUUACCAUUCGGGAAGGGGAAUGUUACAUGCUGGUCAAGAAAACUAACGAGGACUGGUGGCAGGUGAGGAAAGAUGAAGCGACUAAACCAUUUUAUGUGCCUGCUCAGUAUGUGCGUGAGGUUCGCAAAGCCCUCAUGCCGCCACCAAAACCCAUCUCACAUUCCCAUGCUGCAUCUGGAAACUCUAAUCCACAAAGUGGUGCUUCACUCUGGGUUAAACCAACCAAUCUGGAUCUGGGGCUGAAUAAUCGGCCCCUUGAACCCCUUCAAACACACGAGUCCAAAACCCGGCGCUCUCCUUCAGCACAAACCGCCUCUUCAGCCCACUUCAGUCCCCCGAUCCACCGUAGCAACAGUAACCACCAUCAGCCCCCCAGCACCCCCACAGAGCGUAGCGCUCCCCAGGAUUCCCAAAAAGGACGUUCCAGCACCCUACCGCGCACCCGAGCCCAAUCGCCGGACCUGGGGCGGGCUCCCUUGGACGUGGACGUAACCCACCACUGUGACUCUGCAGGAGAAGAGAAGCGUACCAAUGGCUCAGAGUCCGGAGAGGAACUGAGCAGCUCUUCUACUGAACUUCUCCAGACUGUACCUACAUCAGGACAAGGCCGCUCCGAAUCUCCGGUCUACGCCAACCUCCAGGAACUAAAAAUCACCAAGUCAAACCCGCCACCCCUGCCAUCCAGCGUGCCCCUUCAUGUUAUCGGCGACUGGGAGACCUACAAGGACCAGUUCGGCCGACACUACUACUGCAACCGCUCCACCCAGGAGAGGACCUGGAAGCCCCCGCGGACCAAAGACGCCGUCAGUGGAAACUCCAGGGAGGACAGACACAGCGCUGGAGAAAGCUCUGAGACCACUCCUCUCUCGCUCUCGCCGUCUUUCCUUCCCUUCCUGUCGCUAUCUGUGGGAGGACUCCGGCCUCUGUCCUCAGAGGACGCCUGCUUCAGCACCUACUCUAGCCAGUCAGACAGCCAGUAUGGCUCGCCGCUGCGUGGCUGGUCAGAGGAGAUGGACGAACAUGGCCACACGCUGUACGUCAGCGACUAUACUAACGAGAAGUGGUUAAAACAUGUCGAUGACCAGGGAAGACCUUAUUACUACAGCGCUGAUGGCUCCAGGUCAGAGUGGGAGCUGCCAAAGUAUAACCUCUCACCACCUCAACUGGUCGGAGAUGGACAGAAGAGUCGUAGUUUGGACAGGAAGAACGUCGAGCCCAUUGUCUUGACAAAGUGGAGACACAGCGCCUACGUCCAGGAACCAAGCGAAAAGCGGCUGGUAAAAAGCAGGCGUGUCCGCUCAAGCUCUGUCCGCCAACACCCAUACAAACAGCAAGAAACUCCUCAGAUCCCCAAGUCCUCCCCUCACGACUCUGAUUUGAGCCCUACGUCACCCAAGCCCCCCGCCUCUCCGUCUGAAAAAUGUGGUCCCCUGAAUGUGACGAAGAUCACUGAGCACGGGAAAAGAGUACGGAAGAACUGGAUGUCCUCGUGGACAGUCCUCAAAGGUUCAACGCUGCUGUUUGCCAAAGGACAAGGAGGAGGAACGAGCUGGUUUGGAGGCGGUCAGUCCAAACCAGAAUUCACUGUGGAUCUCAGGGGAGGAUCAGUGGACUGGGCCCCAAAAGAAAAGUCCAGCAAGAAGCACGUCCUAGAGCUGAAGAUCCGGCAGGGAAUGGAGCUGCUCCUCUGGUCCGAAGACGACGGCGUGGUGAACGAGUGGUUCAAAGCUCUGCAGGACUCCAUCAGUGCACAUGCUUGGGAGUCUGACGAGGCCAUUGAGGAGGACAUGCCCGAGUCGCCCGGUGCAGAGAAGCACGACAAGGAGAAAGAGCAAAGACAAUCCAAGAAAGACAAAGCCAUGAAGCCCUCAGCUAGCGUGGAGCCCACCGACAACAAGAAGACCCGACACAAGCUGAAGAAGUUCCUGACCCGUCGUCCCACCCUGCAGGCCGUCAGAGACAGGGGAUACAUCAAAGAUCAGGUUUUUGGCUGCAGCCUGUCCAAUUUGUGUCAACAGGAGAACACUACAGUGCCGACCUUUGUCAAGACGUGCAUCGAUCACGUGGAGAAUAACGGUCUGAAUAUAGACGGGCUUUAUAGAGUUAGUGGGAACUUGGCUGUCAUACAAAAGCUACGCUUUGCCAUCAAUCACGAUGAGAAGGUGAACCUCAGCGACACAAAGUGGGAGGACAUCCAUGUGACUACUGGAGCUUUGAAGAUGUUCUUCAGGGAGCUGCCUGAGCCCCUCUUCACCUACGCCCUGUUCAACGACUUUGUCAGCGCUAUCAAGAUACAGGACCACAAGCAGCGGGUGCAGGCCAUCAAAGAGCUGGUGAGACAGCUGCCAAGGCCCAACCACGACACCAUGCAAGGUCUCUUCAAACACCUCAGGAAAGUGAUCGAUCACGGUGAGGAGAAUCGCAUGACCACCCAGGGCGUGGCCAUCGUUUUCGGCCCCACGCUGCUCCGGCCAGAAACCGAGACCCUGAACAUGGCUUUCAACAUGGUUUAUCAGAAUCAGAUAGUGGAGCUCAUAUUGCUGGAGUAUGAAAACAUUUUUGGCAGGUAGACACCAGAAUUGUUUCUCCUACUGUCCCAACGCAGAGCUUGUCCCAACCCAGCGGCCCUGCCUCUAAAAAAGAAGUCAACCUGGCUCGGCUUCAUCUCAGACCAUCCCGGUGCUUCUGGUCAUAGUAAAACAUCACAGAGCAAUCAUGUCUCCCGUUCCUCCAGAGAAAUGACCAAAUAAACUUUGACUCUUUGCACUUUUCAGUAUCUUACUCUGUCCUGCAGCUGCAUUUGUGCCACUUCACUGCGAAGGUGACGUCCUCCUAGUCCCGACACUGGAUUUCUUCUGAAUGUGUGGACCAAGCAACUAACUGCACAGGCUGAGAUUAUAAGAGGAGAGGAAGCAGCUUACAGAGGCUGUAUUACAGAUGAGGCGUCAGUAUUGGAGAUUUAUGAAGCUGAACGGGAUCUGUAUGUGCUGUACUGUAAAUCUCAUCGCUUAUAGUCGCUCCUGUCAUGAAUCAAACCUGGGAGGACAGACAAAAACCAGACGGUGGACUUAACCUCAGCUUGGCUUUAGAUGUUUAGAAAGUUAAAGGAGAAAUAAAAACCAGAAAAUGAUUGAGGGGGAAGAACAUUUUUGUGGCUAUUUUUAUUGUUGUUUUUUUUUUUAUUAUUAUUUGAGAUGUCUUCUGUCUCCUUUGUUUUCCCCCUGAAUGUGCUUCUCUAUAUGCUCCUGAGAAACAGAAAGGAGGUUCUCUGUAUUAAAUCUUUUAGAACAAAUCAUCUCACAGCCUCAGCUUCAAACAAGGGUACUCGCCUGCUUCUUUAUGACUAAUAGACUAUUUCUGCGAGCGGCGUCUGAACUCUGUACAGUGUUUGUGUGUGUGUAUGAGAACAGGGGGGUGGACGGACGGAGUAGAGAAUGAAUGGAUUUACUGAAAAUAAAUUGUACAAAUAGUAAAUAUAAGUUUGAAUGCCUUGAGUGUCCAUGAUGUGCUGAAGCAACAGACGUGAGGAAUGGGGAUGAUGGUUUACAUGUGAGUCAGAUACUGUUGGCUACAUUAAACUGGAAUAAAUACCUCUAAGAAGAGA